Molecule: messenger RNA, 3279 nt
Organism: Lecanosticta acicola
Lineage: Eukaryota; Fungi; Ascomycota; Dothideomycetes; Mycosphaerellales; Mycosphaerellaceae
Source: the annotation of a GenBank genome assembly
AUGGCGCACAUGCUGUCACUGUCCUCCAACACUCCAACCCUGAAUCCUCUCGCCAACGACGCAGCUGCCAGGUCUUGCUCCUCCGUGCCGAGUGCCGGCUCGAGCGGUACCGUUCAGCACAAUCGUCUGCGCAGCAUUUCCACCAGCUCACUCUCCUCGGUGGGCUCAUACUUCAUCUCGUCACUGCGAAGGCACACCGAGAACGCGAGUACGCCGUCCAGAUCCACAUCUUCCAUCAACUUCAACAAGGUCAGGACUCAGUUCGACCGAACCAGCGUCUCUGCUGCGACCUCUCGGCGUACCAGCUUUGCCUCGUCUGCUUUCAGCGGAAGAGUGAGAUCCGAAUCUAUCAGUACCGCCGAACCAGCGAAUAAUGUUCGGCUCGUAGGAGUCGCAGAGAAUGAUUUCGAAGCUAGCGAGAAAGAGGGAGAUGCUCUUUCGCAGGCAGAGUCAGGGCUGGACGAGCAAGGAGAAGAUGAUGAAGAUACUACGCUCCAGCUCGCCCUUGAGACGCCCAUCGUCGACGAGGCCGACUCAGUGCAAUCGGACUCCCCGUCUCCGCCAUUUCGCAGAUGGGUAAGCAAGCUACGCAGGAAGCGACGCCGCUGCGCACCCGCAGUCUCGCCGCGGAGGGAGAGAUGGACACUAGAUGACUUCGACUCACUGGCCCCAUCGCCGAGAAAGCGCUUUUCUACCCACCGCAAGUCCAAUUCGCAAACUUCUUCGCUCAGGUUCGUCACUGCCAUCAGGUCUGCAACUGCAACUUUGGCGAGCGCCAGCAUUGCUACCGUCUCUCGACGUACCGGCAAAUGGCGACGUGGUCAACAGCGCAGCAGUAUCCUGUCUGAUGGGGUCCCACGACCGUCCGUUGACAGCGCACGCUCAGCAGUUGAUGAGGCAGCCAAGCAACGAUCUCGGAAGAGAAGGGAGAAGCUAGAAGAGCUCAUUCGGACGGAGGAAAGCUACGUGGCAGAUCUCAAGGCUCUUUCUGAUGUAUGCUCUUGACCCAUGAGUUCCAGAGUCAGCAUUGACAAGAGACGUUACAGGCGUACUUCACCAUCCUUGGACACCAGCAGACUUCCACGAGCUUCGCCAGGCCAUCUGCACAGAAGAGCAUCGCGGAACUCUUGCAUCUCCACGACAACAUUCUGGGCGAAUUGCAACGCGUCGUGCCGUUUGCGGAAUACGACCAAAGUUUGGCAAGGGCGCCAGAGCCAGUUCAUACGAGAAGUCAUACCAGAUGGCACAGUGUCGACGUUGUACCUCAGCGUGUGACUCCCACCAGAGCAGUGCUAGCAACCAUCAGGCAAGGGCGACGCUCGCUCAACAUCAGUCGUUCUUCCGACGAUGAUCCCGCUAUUCUGCGGUGUAGCCCACAAGUCGUAGCAGCCGUUACGAAAGUGUUUGGGAAUCACGUAGGACCCGAACCCCGAGUUGUUGCUCCAGUUACUAAACAAGUAUUGUGUGGUAGAUGGAAAGAUUCUCGGCGUACGAAGACUAUGGCGCCAACUACGAGCUGGUCCAGCGAGAUAUCGACGAGACGCAGCGAUCUAUACCGAUUUGGCAAGAAUUCGACAAAGCGAUUGAGGCGCUGUCAGCGCAUGUAAAUCCCAUGAAGAGUCGCGAGGCUAAUCGGAAGAGGGCGAUGACUGUGAAAGACCUGUUGAUCAAGGUGAGCACAACUUUGUUUCCACACGACUCAACAAAUUGACUUCUCUCCAGCCGGUGCAGCGCAUACCGCGGUACGAAUUGCUGUUCAACGAUCUUUGCAAACUCACGCCGGUCUGUGACGAUCCGAUUGCUCAUACUGCUGUCGGCGACCUUUGUACGCAACUAAACAAUGCUUGUCAACGCAUGAAUCAGGCCAAGGACAAUCCGAACAGAGCCAGAACGCUUGAAACCACAUGGUUGAUUAGAGAUCGCCUGAACUUCUCCAGCCAAGUGCCCCGCUCGGUGUACCUACAACUGUUAGGCCAGGUGAACCUGUGUGGCUGCCUCCACAUCGCCUAUCGCAGCCGAGACCGCAUCAAGGGUAGCUACGUGGUGUGUGUACUGUUCGAGACAAGCCUUUUGCUGGCGACGGCGAACGAGGAUCAACCCAAAUACUCCGUCUUGGCUGGCAUAGCACUGGCUAAUGCCACGAUCGAGGAAAUCGACAACCAGAAGGGCUUGCAGUGCCACACAGCUCCACACUCUUGGAAAGUUGUGUUUGAGCACGCCGCUCGAAUGUAUGAGCUGGUAUUCACAGCCUGCACGGCGGUCGAAGCGGAGGUGUGGCGUUCGCACAUUGCGAGUGGAAUCGUUUCGCAGACUCAAGCCGUGGCACAAGGCAGUACGCACAUCUUGGAGCUUCAGUCACCGCUCACUGGUGAGAUGAAGAGUAUCGGCAAGGCGCUCGGGAAGCCUGGAAGCUUCGUGCGGCGCAUGUCUGUCCAUCGAGCAGCCACAGUGGGUCCGACAACAGAACUCAACCAGAUCAUUAUCAAAAAUACCCAGGCCAUGAAAGAGGUGCAUCAAGAGAAUGAGUCUCAGGCUUCCCUUCAGAUUCCCAGAUCCCAGUCUGUGCAGACUCCCAGCCAUGUACAGACCUUGGCGCCCCGUCGAGCAGACAGGCACCGCCUCGAGACGAUGCUGUCAGACGUCUGGUCCAAGGGACUGCUUCCGUACCCAGGCAUGGCUCGCCGUUCAGAUCCCAUCCGCGCAGGAGCAAAUCAUGUCAUUCGCAAAUUCAGCAUGGCUAGUAUCACUAGCAACUUCUCAUCAUCAAAGCGCACGCCAAGUUACACCAGCAUUGCGUCCUCGCGGAAAGAAGAUAUACCACCCAGCAUCCGGACUUCACGCCGAGACAGUCGAGCGGCGUAUCCCGGAAGGCCGCCGGUAGUGAACUUCCACAACGCCCCCGAUGCUUUCUUGCCAGCAGAUUUCGAGUUGCAGGACCCAGGUAGCAAGCGUAAAAGAUCUGCCUUGCGAACGUUCACCAUGACGAUGGAGAGGCCGUUCAGUCCUUUGUCAGGCAACGAGACCAAGGCGGCCAGCUUGCGCAGAGCUCAAAGUGUUCGAGACGUGACUGAAGGCAGUUCGAAACCGCCUCCUUCACCCGUCCCGCCGCCAGAGAUGGAGACGAAGAAGCCUCCCACGCCAGUUUACAGCGUCGUUCAGGAGCGAGCCAAGACACCUGCCGCCUUGCAGGUAAUGGAUGAAAAUGCCAACCGAGAUGGUGUUUCAGCAAAGACGCCCAGAAAGUCGAAGAGUAGGAUGUUGCUGCGUCUUUUUGGGUAG